AUGUCGUCUAUCACUCAAAAUGACCUUGCAAACCUUGAUGAUCAAUCCAAGAAAGAAAUCAUGACCUUUUUGGAGUCGGAAAACUCCAAACAAAAGGUUCAGAUGUCCAUUCAUCAGUUCACGAAUAUCUGCUUCAAACAGUGCGCUUCGAACGUUAGCAAUGGUAACUUGAGCUCUCAGGAGGAGACGUGUUUGAAAAACUGCGUCAAUCGUUUUCUGGAUACCAACAUUAGAAUUGUGAAGGGCCUGCAAAGCAUCCAGUAA
This is a messenger RNA of Lachancea meyersii CBS 8951, 264 nucleotides long. Lineage: Eukaryota; Fungi; Ascomycota; Saccharomycetes; Saccharomycetales; Saccharomycetaceae. The record is from the annotation of a GenBank genome assembly.